AUGGCUACUAUGACUGAAACGACGACGGUGGCAGUGCCGUCGUCGCAGACAGAGGACCUUGCCACCCGUCUUCUCAAUGGCACCCUUCAUGCCGGAUUCCCUCCGAUUGAACAGUUUAUGACAAUUGAUGGACUUGUCAAGAGCCAUGCGGCACAAUCAAAUCAAGCCGCAAGGCCAUUGAUAUGUUAUCCGGUCCACAAAGCAGAUGACUUUGAGUUACACACGGCAGGAGACCUGGACAAGUAUACCGAUAUCGCGAGUCGCUAUUUUAUGGAGAAUGGGCUUCCCCCCGCGGACCCGAAUGCCGAAAAGGCACCCGUGGUCGCAUUGCUUGCUGGCUCUAGCUUCGAAGUCAUCUUGACCUUUUUCGCUUUGAAUCGCCUAGGAUAUGCUGUUCUUUUUCUGUCCACUCGACUUACAGCCCCAGCAUACGUUCGUCUGUUGAAUAUGGUAGGCUGCAGUCAGAUGGUUAUUGCGAAGCAAUAUCAAUCAACUGUGCUCGGCAUCCGCACUGAGCUCCCGGGCUGUACUAGUUUCCCGAUCUUGCAGCGCGAAGACUGGUUCAACCGCCCGUCCAGCUCCCCUCCAUUCCAGCGAUUAGGCGUGGAUCCAGCACGGGAAAGCAAAAAGAUGGCAUGGAUCCUCCACUCGUCUGGAAGUACAGGCUUCCCUAAGCCGAUUUUCUUGACCAACUACCAAUGUUUGGCGAAUUUCCGCAAGAGCUUCGGUUUGCGUCUGUUCAACAUAAGUCCCUUGUUCCAUUCACACGCCUUGAUGGAGCUUGGACGAGCCUUCUAUACCAGAGCACCAGCAUAUCUUGGCAACCACUCCCUCGCCAUUACCUAUCAGAACCUGGUCGACGCGUUGAAGGUGGCCAAGCCGCAGCAAAUCAGUGCUGUGCCCUAUGUCAUCAAGCUUCUGGCAGAAAGACAGGAGGGCGUCAAAGCACUGGCCAGUCCUCAACUAGUGCUUUAUGGCGGAUCGAGCUGUCCGGAUGACCUCGGCGAUCGGCUUGUUGCGCAAGGCGUCAACUUGGUGGCCAACUAUGGCGCCACAGAGACAGGUCAGAUUAUGACUUCCUUCCGGUCGGACGGCGAUACCGAAUGGCAAUAUAUGCGGCUACAUCGCCCUGUCGCUGAUUAUACUUUGAUGGAUGAAAUAUCGCCUGGUGUCUUUGAGUGUGUUGCUCUGAAUGGACUGCCAAGCAAGGGCCCGUCCAAUUCAAAGGCCCCAUUCAGCGAAAAGAACCCAGAAAACAGUUUCCGGACGGCCGACUUGUUCACAAGACAUCCAGAUCCGAAAAAGAGCAAUUAUUAUAAGUAUAUGUCUCGACUGGAUGAUCGAAUUACCCUUGUGAAUGGUGAAAAGGUGCUGCCCAUUCCAAUCGAAGGCCGUGUUCGAGAGGAGGAGCUUGUGGGUGAGUGUGUCGUUUUUGGAUUUCAACGAACCGUACCGGGAGCAUUGAUCUUUCGUGCACCUGGAAAGGCAACCCAUUUGAACGACGAACAAUUUCUGGAGGUCAUUUGGCCUGCGGUAGAGGCUGCGAAUGCUCGUGCCGAGACGUUCUCACGAAUUCCGAGGGAGCUGGUUGUCAUUAAAGGGGCCGAUGUGAAAUAUUCGAGGACAGACAAGGGGACUUGCAUCCGGGCCCAGGUCUAUCAGCAGUUCCAAGAUGAUAUCCAACGCGUCUACGCUGGAUUCGAGGGGAACGGGCAAAAGAAAGGAACUCUGGUGCUCAGUGUGUCCGAAUUAGAGACCUGGCUGCUAUCGAGGUUCCAGGAUGAUCUAGGUGUACCCCUGGAAAGCGCCGAAACUGAUAUCUUCUCUGCUGGCAUUGACAGCCUGCAAACGACUCGGAUAUGGAGAUGUAUUGUGCGCGACCUCGAUCUUGGCGACGAGAGCGAAAAGCUCUCUCAGAACAUCGUUUUUGAAAAAGGUACAAUUAGCGCUCUUGCUAGACAUCUGUUCAAGCUGCGGACUGGGCAGGAAUUUGAACAGGCGGGAAAUGAAAUCGACGUCAUGCGCGAAAUGAUUGAACGAUAUUCCUCUUUCACUCACCAUAUCCCCACUAUUGGGCUGCAACCUACCUCGGAAGUUGUCAUUGUGACAGGUGGAACCGGAAAUCUGGGAGUUUACAUAAUUGCAGAACUGCUCAAACGACCGACCGUGUCUGAGGUAUGGGCGCUUGUACGUGCACCAGGCCCAGCAGCUGCAGGCGCCCGUCUGUCGAACGCGUUUGCAGAACGACAAAUUCCACUCACAGAUUCUGAAGCUUCAAAGCUUCAUGCCGUACCAAGUGAUCUCUCUCAGGCCAAUCUUGGUUUGAACAGUUUUGUGAUUGAACACCUGCUCUCUACUGCAACCAGCAUCAUCCACAGCGCCUGGGCUGUAAACUUCAACCUCGGUGUUCGAUCCUUCGAACAGCAACAUAUCCGUGGAACUCAUAACCUUAUCAACUUCUGUUUGCGCUCCAAGCUUCCGCUUCCCGCUCGUUUCUUCUUCUGCUCCAGCGUGAGUACAGCGAGCAAUACCCCCAAGCCGGCAACAAUUCGUGAGACUUUGAUCGAAGAUUUAUCACAUGCACAGACUAUUGGCUAUGGAAGAUCCAAGUUGGUCACAGAGCACAUAACACAUAAUGCCAUGUGCCAGACGGGUAUGCAUGCCAGAGUCUUGCGAAUUGGCCAAUUAGGUGGUGAUACAAAGAACGCCCAAUGGAAUGACAAAGAAGCUGUGGCUCUUAUGUUCCGCAGUGCAUUGACUACAGGUGCACUCCCAGCCCUGGACGAGACACCAAGUUGGCUCCCUGUUGAUCAAUGUGCUCAAGCAAUUACAGAAAUUGCCUUGGAUGUUUCUAUCCACCAAGCACAGGCUGACCUAGUAUAUCACUUGGUCAACCCCCACACAUUUAGUUGGAAGAGCGACCUACUUCCAGCUUUGAUGCAAGGGUCUUCUUUACCAAGCUUUGAAGUUGUGUCACCAAAGGAGUGGCUUCAAAGGUUAGCGAACAGCGAGCAGGACCCAGAAAUUAAUCCCAGCAUCAAGCUUGUGGACUUCUGGAAAUCCAAAUAUGGCGGUGACACUUUGCAAGCAAAGACUGGGGGACUUUCUUUCGAAACACAACGCACAACUCAAGAUAGUCCAUCGCUGGCUCUUGCAAAGGAUCCAGUGACCAAUGGUUUAAUUCAGAGGUAUAUCACCUCUUGGAUGAACCAGUGGACAAGUUAA
Molecule: messenger RNA, 3225 nt
Organism: Penicillium verhagenii
Lineage: Eukaryota; Fungi; Ascomycota; Eurotiomycetes; Eurotiales; Aspergillaceae
Exons: 2
Coding region: 1-3225 (1074 amino acids)
Source: RefSeq, a predicted model, not a curated record